GCCGUCAAAUCAGGAACUCUGAAGGCAUUCAUUUGGGACUCGGCACGUCUUAACUACGAGGCCUCCCACGAUUGUGAGCUGGUCACCGCCGGAGAAGUUUUCGGUCGCACAGGUUAUGCACUUGCUAUGAAACCCGGAAAUCCUUGGCUCUACGAACUCUCACAGGCCGUUCUCAGUUUCCACGAGCGUGAGUUGAAAGGAGCCUUUUUGGAUAACCUUCGUGAGUAUGCCGGACACCUUUUUGUGGCAACCGAUAAGGCAAUAUUGUUGAUGUUAGCCGUGCACUCAGAAGCGUCUUCUGCGUUUUCUAACGUGCGCCUAGGUGGAUUCAUGGAAACUCUUGACACACAAUGGAUCUUCUCCUCCACGGAAGUUUGUGCCAACACGGAAUCGAGUCCGGCAACUCUGGAGCUUCCCAAUAUGGCGGGCGUGUUCAUCAUGGUUGCCGUGGGAAUCAUUACUGGUCUUCUCCUGCUGCUGAUCGAGAUCGCCUGUGACAAACGCCGCAGUGAAAAGAAACGACGAGCAGACACAGUGCGCACAGCCGGUCUUCACUGGCGUCAAAAAGUGCAGCUCCAGCUGAAGAGAAACACCCAGUCAACCGCCUAUCAGCCCGACUUGGAAUACUGCACCCCGAGUCAAAAAACCCUUACUCCGGGCGCUUUCUAUGUCACGAACUGUCUUACAGAACCGGACGAGAGCAUCCGUACACUAUGUUCCGUGGACAGGUAA
Dibothriocephalus latus is the source of this 732-nucleotide messenger RNA. The record is from the annotation of a GenBank genome assembly. Lineage: Eukaryota; Metazoa; Platyhelminthes; Cestoda; Diphyllobothriidea; Diphyllobothriidae.